Messenger RNA from Mytilus californianus (California mussel), 10515 nucleotides. RefSeq names its product transmembrane protein 98-like. The record is from RefSeq and is a predicted model, not a curated record. NCBI's taxonomy places the organism in Eukaryota, Metazoa, Mollusca, Bivalvia, Mytilida, Mytilidae. Gene Ontology annotation, cellular component: endoplasmic reticulum. The coding region runs from base 216 to 944 and encodes 242 amino acids. The transcript has 6 exons.
UAAAGUUGAAGUUUUAUUUUAUAUAACAUUCAUCUUCAUGAUAUCAACUUUUCCUACAAGUUGUUUUGUUAAAGUUUUAAAAGGAGAACUAGAUUGAGGGGAUUACUUAAAGUCAUCCUCAGGAAUGGUUCAUUAAAACAUAAAAAUUCAUAUUCAAAAUAUGAAUGGGGCCUUGAAAGAUUUGCUGAAGUUAAAUUGCUUUUCCUAGUCAUUGAAUGGCCAUGAUGGAAACAGUAGUUGCCGUAGCCAUUGGUGUAUUAGCAACCAUAUUUAUUGCCUCUCUUGUUGGACUGUUAUAUGUUUGUAAGGUGAAAUGUAAGAAAACCGAUCUCAUAACAUCACAAUUGAAGGAUACAAGGCCAGAUGUACAGUUGAUAGAAGAUGACACACAGUCUAAUCCAGCUGAUGUUGAGUUAGAUGAAGUUAGGAUAUCUAACCCCAGACUAGAUCAGUUAUUACAAGAUGAACAUUGGGUUGAUGAUGCAACUGGUUUAGUUCCUCAUUGUAUUGCCAUUUUAAAAACCUGUCAUAUUUUGACGGAACGUCUAGUUGGUAUGACAAUGGGAAAUUCCCAGAUGAUACGCACCCAAGAAUUACUGACAGAUAUUAUUGCUGUGGCAAAAAGAAUAAGUCCUAGAGUGGAUGAAGUUGUUAAUUCCAUGUAUCCACCACUAGAUCCAAGAUUACUAGAAGCCAGGUGUACGGCAUUGGUUCUGUCUGUUAGCCAUCUUGUUUUAGUCACAAAGCAUGCUUGUCAGUUUUCUGGCAGUAUGGAUUGGAUUGACCAAUCAUUAGCUGAUAUUGAAGAGCAUUUGAGGGUACUACGAGAGGCAAGUUCAGAAGAAGAAUUGACUAGAACUUCCUCAUCAUCAGCAUCAGAUGACAGUAAUAUUGUGGAAGUUACUGAGCCUACCCAAUCCCCCAGUGAACAAUCAAAAGUCUAAGUCAGUGCUAGAAACUAAGAGCCUGUAUUCCAUACAUUGGUCCUUUACCCAGUGGUUAUUGAUGAAUAUGGCAUUAUUAUAAUAGUAUGUCUGUAUUGAAAAUUUUUCAAUGAUAUAUGAUAGAAGACAUUUUAUUACAAUUUGAGAUUUUCUAUAAAAAUUUAAGCAAAUAUUUAAUAAUUGGUAAUAGCUAACUGGGUUGUGAAAAUUUGGGAAGAUCAUAACAGUAAUUGUUUAUGAAGUGCAAAUGUUUCACUUAUAUUUAGAAUUUUUGGCAUUUUGAAAUAUGCAAGGUUGUUGUAUGACAUAUUAUGCAGGUUAUAGAAUGAUACCAAAUACAAUAUAUAAAAAUAAUUAAGAUUUUCGGUUAAGAAAGCCAAAUAUAUGUAUUUCUGCUCUGUGUGAUCCAGAUGCAUAAGUCAUAGGAUUAUGCUAACAAUCAACAAGGGAAAGGGUUUUUAAUUUGUGAGUAGUUGCUCACACUAAAGUUUGUUUGUUAUGUUUUUUUGUAAAAUGUCAGAUUAUCUUAUUGACAUUAUAUGUAAAUUGAUAAGAUCUCUGUAUGUAAUGUCAUAGAAUUGAAAUACAAAACGAGAAUUAGAGAACAAGGUUCAAAUUUUUGUACAACACUUCUUAGUAGUUCUUUUAACCCUGUUAUACUGCUAUUAUUUAUACCAUUGGUACAAUAGGUUGCUUAUAAAUGUGCUUUUUAUGUAAAAUUAUAAAUUUCAUUUAUCAUGUUUAUUUUGGCAGUUCUAAAAAGUUUUUGUCACUGGCAAGUUUUGUAUAUGGUGCUUUCAUGGUGUUGUAAUAUAUUUUUAUGAGAAUUCAUCAAAACCAUUACAUGAAAGUUAUGUGGAAUCACCAAUGUAAUUGCAGCAUUUUAUAAGGGAACAAUUAACAACAGAAUUGUUUAGUUGUAACUUACUUAUCAGUCUGUCUGUUGUUGAAAACUUUUGUUGGAACUUUAAAUAAAAAAUAUGAAAUAAAAAUUCAACUCCAGUAAGUUCUAAAAUUCAAUAUGUGUGUGUUGCUAUAGCAUGUAACUACUGUUUUGCAAUUAAGAAUUCAUUCAUUCAAUAAAAGCAUUUUACACCUUAAGGUUAGAUUAGAAAAAAAUAAAACUUAGUUUUGACAAUAAGUGGUUUCUAAUAGUGUCAAAUAACAUAUAUAUCUGUUAGACUUUAUAAAGUGAUUUUUAUUAAUUUUUCCUAUUCUCUUUACCACAUAUUUUGAAAUAUGAAAAAACCCAUGUAAAUGGAUAUAAGUUUUUUUUCUUCAGAUAAUUGACAAUUAUUCCUGUAUACCAUACCAACAUGUAAAAAAGAACAAUGUUAAACUGUCUCAUAGUUGAAGUGUGUUCAAAUAUAAUUGGUUUGAUUUAUGUGAAUAUUUCAAUUUCCCAUAAGUUGUCAAAUGUCAAUUUGGAACUCCUUGUUUGUGUUUCUGGAUAUGCCUGGAGUUUUUGUGUCAAGUGAAAUAUACAAAAACUAUACUGUAGUUAAUGUUUUUUUUCAGUAAAAUGUUUUAAAAAAAACAACCAUUGAAUUAUUUCUUAUAUUGUUGACUUGAUAAACCAAUCAAAAUGAAGAAUUAACUGAAGUAUUUAAUUCCAGUUGAAUGUAGUAUGAUAAUAAUUCAGUUUAAUAAUAUUAAAUUUAAGGACUUUAUUUUAUAUACAUUUACUCAGAGGAAAUUCAUUGUUAUUGAACAAUUUGUUUCUGUAAAAUAAUCAAACUAAUGAUAAAUCAAAAUAUUUCUUAAACAAAUUCCAUACAGACUUUUAAAUAGUUAAUGAACUUGAGAUGCUUAUCUUAAGAAGUUUAUCUCAUAAGCAAAAUUUUCUUUUACCAUCAGUAAUAUAUUCCUAAACAAAAACUUGUUUAUAAUCCAUUAUAAGUCAAAAAGUUCAUAUGAGGAAAUAUUUAGAGGUCACAGUGUUCUCCCAGGAUUUUUUUAUACAUAUGCAUGAACAGAAAUGGAAAUAAGUUACAUUUUCAUUAUUUAGCUUUAAAAAUUAAAGUGCCUAGAUAAUUUCCAUAUUUUGAUUUCAUUACCAACCCACCCAUCCUUUUUUUAAAGAGAAAGUAUGUAAAUGUAGCACAGUAGGUAUAUCUUUUUUUCACUUUUAGUAGGUUGAAUUAUAAACUAGUUAUGUAUUUCAUUUACAACUUCAUAAUUAACUGACACCUAUUUAAAGAAAGAUUUCAAUGACCAAAUUGGACUUUUUUCUUAAACUUUUAUUUCAAAUGGAUUUCAUACAUCUUUCAAGAUUACAUUUUGCAUGUAAAGUGGGUAUAUUAUUUCAUAUCAAAGAAAGAAAUAGAAUUACCCUUUCCAUAAUAAGUACUAAAAAUGGUAUCAAAGACAUUUUUUAAGAAAUGCUAACACAUUCCAAGAUGCAUCUGAUAGAAACCUAUUUUUUUUUUAAAGAAUGAUUUUUUUUAUUAUUAAAGGUGAGUUAUCAAUACCAAUUAUAUUUGCCAAUUGAAACAUCCACCUUUAAGUAUUGUGUUUAAUAACUUUACAAUGUUUAAAUUAUUGCCACCUGGCACCAGAAAUAUUUGACAAUACUGGUUUUAGUACAUUUUUCCUCCAAAAUUGUCUCCCUUUUUUUUCCCCGUUCCUGUUUACACACUGACUAAAUGGCUGUUUCUAUGAAUCAUUAAAUGCUAUUUCAAAUCCAAGCAAUCCUCUGUCAAUAUUGAUUUUAAAAUAAUAUCUUGAAAUCUAAUGAAAGUUGAAUUGCAAAAAAUAAUUUUAUAAUAUAAAGAGAUUUUUAUUGUUUUGUUUAUCCUCUAUUAGAUUUUGUAAAUAGUGAUUCAAGGACAAGUUAUCAGUUUAGUUAAUCGUAGAUGAUUCAAAAGUUGAACAAGACCAGGUUGUCAGAGAAAGGGUAAAACUUUUCUUAAAUGCUUUGGAAAUGAUUUCAUGAGCAAUUUCCAUCCCUUUCUAGAAAUUUCUAGAUCUCUUUUUUCUUUAAAGUUAAAAUCUCUAGAAAGAAAUAGGUAUUUUUGACAGUUAAAGUUCUGCCAAUGAUGCCAUUUUGUUCUUUCAUUGAACUGACCCCUCCCAUAUUUGACUUCAUUAGGUAAAUAAAUUAUCUCGGACGUAUCAACCAGAUGAUCAUGGAUCAAAGUUGUACAGAUAAACACCAGAAUUUAAAAAUUAAAAAGCAAUAGCGCCAAUAUUUGAUUGGAUACCACUGCGGUCUGCCCAAUAGCACUAUGCUUAAAUACGAUUGCCCUGAAAACCACAGCGCUAAAACAGCCUUGGGAGAACACUGGGUCAUGCUAUUUACAUCAUAUGCUCUAUUCAUACUUUGAUAAGACUGUCCAACCAAAUAUGUAUAUUAUCCUAUGAUACAGAAUAGGAAAUCAUACAUAUAUAGCAAUAACAUUAAUCUUAUUGAUUUCUCUGCAUCAAAAUUCCUUAUUAAUAAAAAAUAACACUAUGUAUUUAAAAUUGUUUGUAUUGUUGUAUAUUUAUAAUUUGUAACUAAUAGUUUGUUUUGCAUCCUCAUUUUGAUUUUGUUUUAGAUUCUGCUUAUGUAUUCAGACUGGUCCUAGAGUGACAACAGUUCCCUGUCUAUACAAAGAAAGAACACUAUUAAAUUGCAAAUUGAAAGUGUACUGUUAUACAGUAAAAAUGUUUACGAUAUUAUAUUCACAAUAGAUACACAUUUAAAAAAACAGAGUUUAUAGCUCCAAGCAUACCAUAUAUGAAAAUGUAUAACUAUUUAUGGCCUUUGUUUAUGUCCUGGAAGGGAACUUUGGCCAUUUUGGCUCAGUCUGAAGACAAAACUGGCAACAUUUAAUUCAAGUUCAGAAAAAUCUGUAUAUAUUUGUGUUAAUGAUUGAUCAUUCCUAACAUUUAUUUUUUGUUUGUUAUAUGUUUAAUCGGUGUUAUUUUAUAUAUCAUUUUAUAUUUGUCUUAUUUUAUUGUAUGAUACACAUAUUUAUACCCUCCACAAACAAAGUUUUGGGGUGGUUAUAUAGAAAUCACCUUGUCUGCAGGUCUAGCCAUCAGUCUGUGUGUCCAUGUACCUAUUUUGGGCAACUCCACCUUAAAAAGAUAGACAAAUAUUGACAAACUACACACAGUUGUAUAACACAACCUGAUGAUGUUCACAAAGAAGCAUAAACCUUAUUCAGAGAUAAUCAAAUUAACUGACAUCAAUAUAAUCAUAGUAUUGCAGGGGUAUCCACUCAAAGUUCUAGUUUAUAAUUUGUAAACCAAUAUGCACGUGCUUAAUUAUUGUUACCAGUUCCAUUACAUUGGUAGUGAUUAUUUGAUGAUGCGAAAUAACAUAAAGUAAAAUAUUCUGUAAGAAUUAGGCACAACAUAUUAUAAAAACAAAAGACAUUUUUUUAUGUACCAGAAACAUGGGAAACUGCAACUUUCUGUAAAAGUCAACUGUUGUGCCAUCAAUUGUUUUCUUUAUAUUAACUUUACAUUGUAUUGUUUAUUUUCCAGCAACUAAUGUCCUUGAAGGCAAAACAAAGGUUUUUCUAUUAGGAUAUGUUUUAAACAUAUCAACAUAUAUUGGACAAUUUUAGAUUUGCCUAAAAUGUAUCUUGGUUUACCUGUGAAUGUAAUGAAAAGCUACUGUAAAUUAGUUUACCUGUGACUGUAAUGUAAAGCUACUGUAAAUUAGUUUACCUGUGAAUGUAAUGUAAAGCUACUGUAAAUUAAGUUGUUAUAUAUUUAUUAAUGCCAAAUAUGUGACAGUAUCAGGUUUGCAAUAAUGAAAAGUCUCAUUCAUAAUUUAAUUAGUGAUUUUCCAUCAUAAAAUUUUUCGUAAUCUUCACAUAUUUGCCAGUGGUCAAGGAUUCUCAAUAAUACAUGCACACAUUUAUAGUUGAAUUUGCAGUAAUUGGAAAUGCAAUAAAAAGCGGAACACAAAUGUAAUGGUUAUUAUGUGCAAAAGUAACGCAUCACAUGCUUUAAAAGAUGGGUUUUCUAACACUUGCUUCAAUAUGAGAUAUUCUGCCUAGGUGUGUUAAUAAUGAAGUUUCUCAGAAUACUGUAAAUUUAGAAAUUAUUGUGUGCAUUUAUUAUUGCGAUUUUGUCAUUUUAGACUGAAAUGCGAGUUUAAUUAUUGCGAUUAUAACCCUGCACAUUUUUCGCAAUAAUAAAAACAUCGCAAUAAUUUCUGAAUUUACAGUAGUCAAUUGAUAUUAGGAAUGUUAUUGCAUUAACAUUUAUGAAUCAUGCUUCAGUGACCUUAGAAAUUCUACAUUGUGUUAAUGUAAAAUUACUUGUUUUUAUUAAAAGUAAUGAAUUAUUAACCAAUGAAAUUAGACUAGCAUUUUCAAGAAGAUUGUGAAGCCUUAUUCUUUAGUCCUACUCCAUUCUAUUUGAAUAUUUUGAAAAGGACACUCACUCUAAUCAAAAAUAUUACAUAUCAUGGAAUUAUUCUUUUUAUUCUGCUGUAUUCAGGCAAGGCAUUUAUUUCUCUGUGAUACCAGUUUUAUUAUACAACCGCAAACAUUUUUUGCGGUCGUAUAUUGGUAUGACGUUGGCGUCGUCGUCGUCGUCGUCAGAAGACACAUUGGUUUUUGCACAAUAACUUUAGUUUAAGUUAAUGGAUCUCUAUGAAAUUUUACCAUAAGGUUCAAUACCACAAAAGGAAGGUUGGGAUUGAUUUUGGGGGAUAUGGUACCAACAGUUCAGGAAUUAGGGGCCAAAAAUAAGCAUUGUAACUUCCAGACAAUAACUUGUGUGUUAGUGUAUGGAUCUCUCUGACAUUGUACCACAAGGUUUUAUAUCACAAAAGGAAUGCUGGGAUUGAUUUUAGGGGUAAUUGCCUCGAAAUUUUAGGAAUAAGGGGCCAAAAAAAGGGGCAAAAAACAAGCAAUUUUCUAGUUUCAUGACAAUAACUUGUAUGUAAGUGUAUGGAUCUUUCUGAAAUUGUUCACAAGGUUCCAUAUCACAAAGGGAAAGCUGGAAUUGAGUUUAGGGGAAAUUGCCCAAAACGUUUAGGAAUAAGGGGCCAAAAAGGGGCUAAAAAUAAGCAUUUUUUCUAGUUUCCAGACAAUAACUUGUGUUCAAGUGUAUGGAUCUCUCUGAAAUUGUACUGCAAGAUACCAUACCACAAAGUAAAGCCUGGGAUUGAGUUUGGGGGUGAUGAAUCAUAAGGGGGUUCAAAGAAUUGGGGGGGGGGAUUUUUUUUCCUUUUUUCCUUUUUUUUCUUUAAAAUUUUCCAUUUUAAAUUGGUUAUUUCUGAUUUAUAUAUAAAAGCAAAUAAUAAUGAUAUGGUUUGAAUAGGUAAAUUAAAAUUUUUUAAGUUCUUAGACCACAUUCAUUCUGUGUCAGAAACCUAUGCUGUAUCAAAUAUUUAAUCACAAUCCAAAUUCAGAGGUGUAUCAAGCUUGAAUGUUGUGUCCAUACUUGCCCCAACUGUUCAGGGUUAGACCUCUGCGGUCGUAUCAAGCUGCGCCCCAGCGGAGCAUUUUAUUUAAAAUUUAUAACUAAUACACUCAUGUCUUUUUAGGUAGACAAAUUGCUUAGAUGGUUUGCUGUUGGAACAUUUUUAUUAGAAGAAAUAUAUUAGGUUAAUUCGUGACAAUACAGUAUGUUAUCAAACUCGCCUGAUGACAUGGUCUUUAAAAAAUCAGAUUGUUAUCACUAAUUAUACUGAAGUAAGCUGAGACUAUUUUAGAUUAAUCACUAAUGAAACUGAACACUUAAGGAUGUUUUCCUCUGACUAGAAAUAGACUAUUGUAUAUAUUGCUUGAAAUACAACUACUGAAAAUUUUACAAAUCAUUAAGUGUAAUAUUUUUUGAAAUUAUGGAUGGAGUAAUGACAAACAAAAGAAGGAAUGUGGUAUGCUUGAUCCUUUUGGAUUACACAUGUUUUUUUGAAAUUCAAUACCUUUUCUCUUCCUCAUCUCCUCAAAGGCAACAGCCUUUUAGAUUGAUGAGAAUAUAAAAAUUGUAUUGAGUUUCGAAAAACAUAAAUAUUCCCUUUAUUGCUAAUUUCCUAGGUUCCCUUUAUUGCUAAUUUCCUAGGCAACAUCAAUGAUGUAUGGCUUUAAUAUGAUGUCUUUGCUUGCUCUUUCCACACAACUGAGAAAAACUCAUCUCAUUCGAGUAUCUUGAGAUGAAAAAUUAUAAUAGGAAAAUUUUAGAAAAUAGCAAUAGAAGAAUUUAAAGGGUAUAAUUCAUCGCCUCUAGCUGUACAACUAUUUGAUUAUAGAUUGUUUGAUCCAGAAGAGGACAGUAUUGUUUCUGUUUUUAUUCCUAGUAUUACAUUUGACCAUGUAAGAGCGAUGAAGAAUUUGAAGUUUAUAAACCGAGUUAUUUAAUUUAGAGUUUUUGUUACUAACAAAGAUAGAUAUAUAUAUAUAGCAUAAUGUUUGGAGAGGACAACAUUGAGGUAACUGUGAUCAAACAAAAUAGUUCUAUGUAUAGAUUAAGUAUUUAUUAAGUUUUAUAAAAAGUAUUUUAUAAUUUUUUAUUACAAAAAUGAUUUAACAUGAGAAACUGUGAUGCACUUGAUAAUGAAAAACAGUUAUUGUAGAUGAUUAAUAUAUUGACAUUUUAUUUUUCAUUUUUUAAAUGUACCAGUUUUUUAGGAAAUUUGUUUCAUAUGAUUAACAAAAAUAUCGAUUUAUCCUAUGAAAGAACUUUGAUAAUUUGAAAAGUACAAAUUUAGAGUUCUUUUUAAAAAAUCAAAAGUAUUUAUCAUUUAAACUGAUUGAAGGAAAGAAUAGUGACAUCUUCAGACAGAAAUGACAAUGAAACCGGAAUGUAUGAUCCAAUUUUAAAGCGAAGCUUAUCAAAUUGUAAAACACUUAUUUAAAAAUGAAUAGUAAGUCAUUUUAAAAUAGCUGAGUUGUGCUUUUGUAUAUCUAAUUUUUAAUGCUGGCAUAAUGUAUAAAAAAAUGAAAAGUAAAACAUGCAUACAAUUAUUACGCAAAUGUUAGCUGCAAAAAAUGAUAUUGUGUAGUAAAAUUGAAUUCUAGGUGUUAAGUUAUUAUUGCCUAGUGAUUAUUAUUGCAACAUGUAGUAAACAAUGUAUAUGUAUAAGAUACUAAUUAUAAGUCACUGUACAGUAACCUAUAGUUGCUUAAAACAACUUCAUUUGGAUUCUGUUGGAUAGUUAUUUCAAAAGCAAUCAUACCACAUCUCUUAUUUUUAUAAAAAGAAGGUAAAGGCAUUUUUUUUUUGCAAUGAAGCACAAUAGAUGAAAGACUUGAUAUUCAUAUCAUGAUUUAUUGACAGGUAGAUUGAGAUAUUUCACAAAAUGAUACAGAGGGUAUUAUAGUUGUUUUAUUACAAAAAAACUAUUUUUUUUUGGAAUAAAUAUGUUAAUAUAUUGAUGCUGAAAUGAUUAUAUAAAGCCUUUCUUAUACUUUUCAUACCAAAACUACUUGUAUAUAUUGCCAUAGUUGAUAGUAAUAUUAAUGUUAUUUAUGUCUGGUUUUUCUUUAGUGAAGAUAUUGAUGGUAUAACCAUUGGCAGUUGGAACAUGAUAUUACAAUAUGUCUAAGCUACAAGGGAACUAACUAUUUAGGUGUUUGUACCAAAGAGAAAACUUUGUAAUAUACAAUCUUUGAAGUCUCUCUAUUUUUUUUACGCAUGUCAUCAAUUUGUCUUUUUCAGCAUUGAAAUUAGAAAAAAGCUUCAACUUUUACUUCUAUCUUUCAAAACAAAAUGUUUUAAAUGCAGAAAUAGUAGAAAGAAUGCAGUUACAGCAAAGAAACAGCAAAAGAUUAGCUUACGAACAAAAUAUUAGAGCUUUUAGCAAAUUGAAAGUGGUUUUUAUUAUGUAGUUGCUAAUGAGAUUGCUUAUAUUUACAUGAAAUAAUUUUGAAUUUUUUAAAUAACAUAUGUAUAUUAUAACAUUCCAUAAGUCAUCAAAGUGCCUAUACCUUUUCAUGUAUUUUACAUUAUUAUAUUUUUAACAAUAAGAAAAUACCUAGGGGAAAAUGCGAUCAUUAGUAAACAAAGGACAUACAGCAUCAUGGCAAAAAAAAAUAAUUAUAAUGAAAAGACAAUCACCAGUACACAGACUACGCAGAAAAUUCAAGAUUGAGUCAAAUGAACCUCACCUUAAACUGGAGGUGAAAUACGUUUUUUAAGUAUCAAACCAUAGAGCAUUUUUUAAAGAUGAAUGCAGCCUUUGAUAACUGAGAUGACGUUAUUCUUCAAAACAUAUUACUAGUUUGAACAGAUUAAAAAUUAAUUUUUAAAUGUAAUUGAUUUAUGAUAGUUAAGACAGAACUGCAUCAGUCUACAGUGCACACUACACACUUCUUCCACUAUGCUUGAUAUAUUUGUACAGCUACUCACUAUAUGUCAAUCACUAUCCCCACAUACAAUCUGUUAAUACUAAUUAAAUGUUUUGAAAAUGGCAUUCUCAUCAAAUGAAGUUAUAGAGUUGUCUGACUAAUUAUUUUUGUAUGUUAAUUGAUUUUAAAAGAUCCUAAUAUUGUCUGAAUUACUGAUAAAUGUAAGUUGUAUUACUGUUUUACAACUUGAGUCAUAUUAUUAUAUUUUCCAUGAUACUCAAUAUAAGCAUUGGUUAUGCUUCAAAUCUGUUAAUAAAACAUGCAUUGUCUUA